UUAAAACCGUACAGCGUCUGGUGACGUCACUCUCAUUGACCAAUAAAAUUGUAGUGCCGUUGCUUUGUUAUUGUCGCCGUCUCUCAGCUCUGCGUCCUCAUUGGUCAAAUGACGGAGGAGGGGCGUGGGGUCCGGGAUUCAGUUAAUCGCGGGUCACUUUGAAAAGGUAUAGCAGUCGCAACAGUUUUGCGAACGUUCAUUUACACUAAACACCCCUCCCUUCCUAACCAACACAAUCACAAUGGCGCACGAACGCUACGGAAAGAAGAAAAGUAACGGCUCUCCGAAUGCCAGCGUUACAUAUAAGGCUAAAUGCGAGGCGGACACGUCUCAGUGUAGUGAGCUCAUUAACAGCGUGCUCAGCUCGGGCGAAGAGGCGCUGCGAACCGACUACCGACGGGCCGUGGUGCUCUACUGUGCCGUGUGCAGCGCCGUGUGGAGCGACUCGCUGGAGGUGUGCGGCGAGCACGAGCAGCUCAACUCCAUAGUGUGUCUCCGGGUAACUAAAGACGUUGUGGUGAAGGAGGAGCUCGAGUUCCGGCUAGAGGGUCGAUUGGAAGGGUGUACUUACAAUGCUCUUCAUUGCUCAGGCUGUCAGUGUUUUGUGGGUGUUGUCCUCAACUCUACCCCCAAGCAUCUGUCUGCACUUCGGAGUCUUUUCCUUUUGCAAAAAGAAAACAUUAACUGCUAUGUUUUAAAGACCGGUGCAAUUGUAAAAGCUUCUAGUGUAACCUUUAAAUCAAGAAACACUGGAACAAAUCUCGACGAGCUGAAGCAGGAAAUGGACAGUAUUGCAGAGCAAAUGUCACGGAUAGAGAGGAAGCUAAAAAGAGGGAAGAGCUACAGCGAUGGAUAAGUCCAGGAAAACACACUUCAGUAUCUAGGACUCUUGGAUUGUGUGGUACAAUAUGUUACCAGCUUGGUAAAAAGGCUGGAUGUAGCAUUUGUGUUUCGAGUGCUUCAUAGUCCAGCUGUUGCCAUUCCUUUGGGAGAGAAAGAUGGAAAAGUUUGUGCUCUUAAUCAUUAUGUGAAGUGCACCAUGACUGAUUCUCCCAUCCCCUGGCUAUGUGAAUUUACAAAGUAUAGGUCAAAAUAAAUAUUCCCCUAAUUUCUUUUAUAGUUGAAACCAUUUAU
Molecule: messenger RNA, 1134 nt
Organism: Scleropages formosus (Asian bonytongue)
Lineage: Eukaryota; Metazoa; Chordata; Actinopteri; Osteoglossiformes; Osteoglossidae
Gene: oip5
Product: opa interacting protein 5
Exons: 5
Coding region: 242-856 (204 amino acids)
Biological process (GO): CENP-A containing chromatin assembly; chromosome segregation
Cellular component (GO): chromatin; nucleus; chromosome, centromeric region
Source: RefSeq, a predicted model, not a curated record